This is a messenger RNA of Leptinotarsa decemlineata (Colorado potato beetle), 5079 nucleotides long. Its product is annotated as transmembrane protein 145. NCBI's taxonomy places the organism in Eukaryota, Metazoa, Arthropoda, Insecta, Coleoptera, Chrysomelidae. Gene Ontology annotation, biological process: G protein-coupled receptor signaling pathway; response to pheromone. The record is from RefSeq and is a predicted model, not a curated record.
UAUCAUGAAAUACCAUAUUUUCAAACAAAAAUGUAUAAAAAUUACAUUUUUUCAGUGAUAACUGUUUUAAUUUAUUCAUUCAUACAAAUAGGACAGUGCACGCACUUGAAAGGAUCCUUCAAAUCUAACGAUUUUUUUAAAUUUUUGAUAAAGUUCGGGUUUCAAAAGACUGAUCAUCAUCAAGCAGAAGCAACCCAUGGAUACAUAUUUGGAAAUAUCACUUCCAAAAAUUCCUUCGUGUAUCCUAUUACUUUUGCUGUUCUGGAUAGAUCGUAUUUCUUAGAUUACUACAAGAACAGGGGCAUAUAUAACAGAAAUGAAGCUUGCAGACGAAUGUUUCAUACUUUGAAAACUAGGACUUAUGAUAGUAAAUGUAGUGUUGAUGGGAAAGAUUAUCUAAGAAAGGUACCAUGUCCUGAAGGGAAACUUUGUGAAGAUGAAGACAAUCCAUGGAAUGUUGUUAGCGGUCAUCAAUUCACUUAUGUCAUACAAGACUUUAAGCAACCAUCUUUUUGGUAUGUUUCUAUGGUGGCUUGUUUUCAUAAUGCCACCUCUUGUGAAUGGCAAGAAUAUAAAAGCUACACACCAUAUGAAAUAGAAUAUGAUAUUUGGCUUGUGAAUGGAAACCCAAACAACUCUGCUUAUAGUACACUCACGUAUCAAUUCUCUUUUGAUAGACAGAAUACAUUAGAACUCUACAUUUUGUUUUGGUUGUGCUACAUGGUCCUUGUGCCCCUUCAGUGUCAUGCAGUGAAAACUCAAAAACAUCCAGUUACAAGAUUAUUUACUGCUAGUUUGUUAUUGGAUUUUGUAGCCUUGUGUUUAAUCCUAAUUCAUACUCUAAAAUUCGCUUUGGAUGGAGAAGGGUUUCCAAAAAUGGCAAUGACCGGAGAUAUUUUCGACAUUUUAUCCAGGACCUCGUUUAUGCUUCUGCUUCUUUUACUAGCCAAAGGGUGGGCUGUCACUCGUCUUGAAUUAACUUGGAAACCACUAGUUUUUGCCAUAUGGCUGGGAUAUGGAAUUGUACAUAUAUUACUAUAUGUUUGGAAUUUGACUGAAGUUGAUAUAAUUGAAGAUAUAGAUGAAUAUCAGACGUGGCCAGGAUGGUUAAUAAUAGUGUUCAGAUCGUUGAUAAUGGUUUGGUUCUUGUAUGAACUACGCACAACAAUGUUGUAUGAACAUAACACACAAAAACUGAAUUUCUUGUUGCAUUUUGGUGCCUCAAGCUUAGUUUGGUUCAUCUACUUGCCUAUUUUAGCUCUGAUUGCUCUUCAUGUUUCUGCUCUAUGGAGGUUCAAACUAUUAUUAGGUAUAACUUACUCAGCAGACUGCUUUGCCUACUGUGUUAUGGCUCACUUAUUAUGGCCAACACGUUCUGAGCAGUAUUUCCUUCUGAAAGGGCCUUCAUCGGCCGACCUAGAAGAACUAGAUGAAUUCAACGAAGCUCCUCACAUUGUGAACAACUCCUACACUUCUAUGAGUAGCAUAAAUUCCUAUGAGAUCUGUAAAUAUGAUGAUCCGCAGAAAACCAAACUCAUCAAUGCUUAGGCUGCACAAUGAGCUUAUGAUAUUCUUAUGAAAAAUUGGUACUGUAGGUUUAGAUUAAGAUAAAAGUGUGUUUGUGUAGGUAAGAUGUUGGUGUCUUAAAUGACGCAAUGUGUUAUUAGUUUUUUAAUAUUUAAUUGUAUGAAUCUGAGAGAAAAUGUUAUUUUUAAAUCUUUUAUAUAUGUAACAAUUUGAAAGUGCUUGUAUGCUUUAAGUAAUUGAGUUUAUUCCAGUUGGAAAAAUAUUAGGUUUGUUUUGGGUAAUUGUGCUUGUUGAGUGAAUAUUUUAUUCUUUGUAUCAUUUUUUAAAUGGAUCUCUCACUAGUACAUCUUAGCCAAUAAAACCUGUGAUAUAAAUAAUUCACAGCAUCUCCAUACAUGACAUCAGAAUCAGGUCAAUUUCUAAAAAUCUAAAGUUGAGAAAUUCAUGAUGUGAACCACUGAAACCUAUUUUGUUUUCAGAUAGAUUAAAUUACAAGUCCCUGAUAAACUAUGAAUGUGAUACAAGUCAAUUCAUUUUUUUUUAUAUCUAAAGCAGUGGUGUGCUGUUCUUACCUUAAGCUUUCAUAGUUCACUUGACAAGCUGUGUGAAAAUUCAUUGGCAGAUAUUCUUGACUGAUAUUGAAAUGAUAAAUGCUUUUCCUCACUUUGCAUGAAGUAGACUCAUACUCUAAUUUUGAUGAAUCCCAUAGUAUUUCCACUGUUUUUCCGUCCAUACAUUUUGUAUAAGUUGUAUCAGGAUAUAUCACAAUAGGUUCAGUAUCAUGAAUAUUUGUCCAAGUUAUGUAGUGAAAAUUUCGAAACUAAUAAACUGAAAACUAAAACUUUGACAGUGUAAAACAAAGUUGGUCAAACAUUUUCCAUGCAAAAAGUAAUAUUACGAAGUGAUAGAUUUCACCUCUCACUAUGGAUGAGAUUAACCCUAUUACAUAUUUUUUGUGGUAAAAAAAAAUUACCUCAGGAAGGAAUCAAUGUUAUCAUAAUUGGGAAAUAUUUAUCCUAGAAAAUCAAGUUAUUGGUACAUCUGAACGGUAUUUAUACAUUACCAGGUACCAAUAUUUAUUUUAUUUAUCUGAAGUAAAAUAAAAACUAGAAUUGAAUUAAUCAAAUGGAAAGAUAUGAAAAAAUUUGUUCCCCCGAAAUUGCAAGUCAAUUAAUUAUUGAACCAUUUUUACCACACAGUAUUGCAUUCUAAGUUUCUUCUCUGUGACAAAUUUUGUUCAUUCCAGCAGAAAAAACUUACGCAUGAAAGGAAAUUCAGAUCCUUUCUGCUGAAUUUGUAUUUUCAACUAUAUUAAUUAUCAUAUUCUACACUUUUCCGUAAUGAUAUAGAUUUCCUAAUUUUUUAUUUGCUUUAAGUUUUGUAUUGCUCAAAAAGGGUAUGUGAUGAAUUAUAGUUUUUAUAUUAGUUUUUUUAUGAUUUUAAUAUAUAUUUGUAACCUUUUUUCCUUUAAACAUGUAAAAUGAGUGGUAAUUUGUGCCAAGGUAAAUAAUUACCUCAUAAUUGGGGAAUUUAACAUUAUGUGUACCUACUUGUUACUUAUCAAUAGUCUUUGCAUUUAUGAAUUACAAAACCUUUUUUUUACUGGUGAUUUUUCACAAAAAAGCGUUUUAAGAAUAGAGUUUACAAGUUUUAAAAAAUAAAUCCUCGUUCUGAUGAAUAAUGUCAUUUUUGAAUUAGUUCGUUAGUUUUUCCCCCAUGAUGAUUUAAUCAUUUCAAUAGAUAAUUGAAUGAAAUUGACUGACAAAAUUUUAUGUCUCAGAUAGAAUUGAAAAUUUAAGAAAUGAAAGAAGAUGGAAGCUGAAUUUUCAUCAGUUUUCUAAAUGUAUAUUGAUUAUUUUUUAUUCUCUAGACACAAUUGUGUGUGGUGGGUUAGUAAUAAUUAUUCUCGAAAUUGCUUCUAAGUUUAGGUACCCUUCAGUUAAUUUAUCUUACAUAGAUAUUAGUUCUAUCAAUAUCUGAUCUUUCACCGUCAUAUUUGCAAAACAUGUUUUGCUUCAGAAGUUUACUAUCACACACUUAUAAUUUUUGUACAUAAUACAUGCUGCUUUAGUGCAUCUCACUUAGGUUGACACAUUCCAUUCAUAGUGUCCAUAAUUUUAUCUGUCCGUAUAAAAUAUAUUUCUCCGUUAACCACUUAUGAAUAUGCUGAUCCAUUAUCUUAUGAAAAUUAAUAAUAACAGUAUCCAUGAUAAUGAUUGAAUAAUUUUUACAAUUUUUUUUCAAUUCUAGAAUGCGUUUCUCUUACACCUUAGCUUUAUUGCUAGUAAUAAAUAAUACACAUUGGGCUACAAUUCUUAUAUACAACAGUAAGUUUCCUGACUAAAUUGGUUAAUAGUAAAUGAGAUAAUAGGUAUAAUUUUUAAAACAAAUUACAAUCUCGGUUUUUGGACAGUACGUAAAUUUUCAAUAUGAAUAAAUGUAAUGGCAAAGAAAAUUGUCAUUAAUUUUUUUUCAACAGCACUUUGUGAAGGAACUAAUUCCAUACUUAUUAAUAAAGCAAAAGUAAUAGUAAAUUUUUGGUUUAUGGCAAAUUUAAUCUCAUGAAAUUGAAUACUGAAACUAAAAAAAAACAAGACUGAUAAUGAAAUUUACGAGUUUGAUAAUUACAUAUUUUCAUUUACAAAAAUGUAUUUCCAUUUAGUACAGAGUGUUUGACAGCUAACUUUGAGCUAGGCCUAAAUAUGUGUCUUUUCCUCAUUUUUGUUUUGCAUAAUCAAACACUAACAAAAGAAUGGACAUCGAACAUCGGUGACCAAUGAUUGAUUGAUGCAAACCAUCGAAACAAUCAAAUGAAAUUAAAGCUUACAGAUAUUUCAAAACACGAGAUCUUCGCUAGAAAUAAUAAUAGCACCUACUUUGUUUGAUGCAAAAUAUGAAUAACUACAAAAAUCCUUUUUCUCUCCCAUUUUGAUUGCAAUGUUCUUACUGACAAAGAGGAAAGAGAUAUUGACCUCACAUAUAUGUUAUUUGAGGUAGAAGAUACCUUAUGGAGAUAGACGAUUUUUGAUUUUUCAAAUAUAUUUCUUAUUGUUUUUUUUUUUCAAUUUGUUUCUUGAAUACUAGAAAGGGAAGGUUUUGAAAGUGAUAUUCUUUGGGAUUAGUACAAUUGUGUAAAUCUGUUUUUGAUUCGACAUGUACCAAAAAUACAGUGUAUUUUGCGUUAUUUGCUCGGCUUGAGUAAUUUAUGAGGAAGAAAUGUAAAUAAUUAAUGGUAUUUAUCAAAACGUAUUUUUGUGAAAAAUUACCAUUAUUCUCAAUUUAAAAAUAUUUCUAAUAUUAUAUUACAUACGUAAUCCAAUUAAUACACCUAAUUGUCUCAAUUUAGAUGAAGUUGGAGGAUUGUCCUUAAAAUACAUUUACAAUGUUUACUUUUAUUUUUCGUUUUAACAUAUUUUCUAGUGAAUAUAAAAUAUUUUUCAUUUUUAUUUCUUUUCAUUUUAUCAUUCUCAACUUCAUCUAGACUAUAUAAUCUGCACAUUUGUUAAAUUAUAUUUUAUAUUAUCCAAUAAAAUAUUUCUCGAUAUGUUCGCA